This is a messenger RNA of Microplitis mediator, 2752 nucleotides long. RefSeq names its product alanine--glyoxylate aminotransferase (gene Agxt). Gene Ontology annotation, molecular function: L-serine:pyruvate transaminase activity; L-alanine:glyoxylate transaminase activity. NCBI's taxonomy places the organism in Eukaryota, Metazoa, Arthropoda, Insecta, Hymenoptera, Braconidae. The coding region runs from base 238 to 1446 and encodes 402 amino acids. Gene Ontology annotation, cellular component: peroxisome. The record is from RefSeq and is a predicted model, not a curated record. The transcript is spliced from 6 exons.
UGAAUAAUGAAUAUUAUGACGACUGGAAUUUAUUGAUAUAAAUUUUUCUGAGAAAAAUAUUAUGCCUUUUAUUUCUUUCCCUCUUGGUCGUCAUCAGUUAUCAGAGAUAUCCCCCUACUUAUGACAGCUAUCAUUUAAUAUGAUAGUGUCUCAUCAUCAAUGAUCAACAAGUAACAUUAUUACGCAUUUAUAAACUGAGUACUUUAUUAUAAAAAAAUAUAUUAGUUAUAAUAAAAAAUGCAGAAUUACGUAUCAAUAAUAAAAAAUAAUGGAGGAAUAAAACCGGUGAGUGAUGAAUUGUUAUUACCUCUAAUUGUACCGCAGAAGAGACUUCUGCUGGGUCCAGGUCCCAGCAAUUUAUCAGAAAGAGUAAUAAGAGCGAUAAGCAAUCCGCUAGUGGGACAUAUGCACGCAGAAACGUUUAAAAUGAUGGAUGACAUUAAAGCUGGCCUACAGUACGUAUUUCAAACGAACAAUAGACUCACUCUGGCCAUAAGUGCCUCAGGUCACUCAGGCAUGGAAGCUUGUUUAGCAAAUUUGCUUGAACCCACAGACACUAUUUUGAUCAUUAAAGCCGGACUCUGGGGUGAAAGAGCUCAAGAAAUGUCUGAACGUCUUGGCGCACAUGUCGAGACUUUGACAAUUCCGCUAGGAUCAGCGGUAACUCAUCAGCAAUUUGAAAGUGCAAUGAAAAAAUUUAAACCGGCUGUUGUUUUCUUGACUCAUUCGGAAUCUUCAACGGGUCUUAAACAACCGUUAAUUGGUUUUGGUGACAUUGUCCGCAGAUACGAGGCUUUGCUGAUUGUUGAUGCGGUUGCUUCAUUAGGAGGUGAACCAUUUUUCAUGGAUGCCUGGAAAAUAGAUGCUGCCUAUACGGGAAGUCAAAAAGUUAUUGGUGCACCACCGGGACUUACUCCAAUUUCAUUAAAUUCACGUGCUGAACGUAAAUUAUUAUUGCGGAAAAAUAAAGUCCCGGUAUUUUAUUGGGACAUGAAAGAGUUGGGAAACUAUUGGAACUGUUUUAAAGAACCUGUUAGGCGUUACCAUCACACGAUAUCCGCAACUCUGGUCUAUGGAUUGAGAGAAGGAUUGGCUCAGCUGGCGGAAGAGGGCUUGGAGUCUUCAUGGCAGAGGCACGCGGUAGCUGCUAAAAAAUUGAGAGAGGGUUUUGAAGCGCGAGGAUUGGAAUUAUUUGUAAAGGAACCGGAAAAUCGGUUGAAUACUAUUACGGCUAUUGUUGUACCACCUGGGGUCGAUUGUCAGUUUGUCACGCGCAGAAUGAUGGAAAAGUGGAAUAUCGAAAUAGCCGGAGGACUUGGACCGACUGCAGGGAAAAUAUUUAGGAUCGGUUUGAUGGGUACUAAUGCUAACUUAAAAAACGUUGAUGACGUUUUGCAUGCUCUAGAUGACGUUUUAAAAUACUCAACUCGUCACAGCCGUCUUUAAUAAAAUUAAUUAAUUAAUCUUUUAUUUUACUUAUAAUUUUUUUAUUCAAUUAAAAUACUGAAAUCGGCAUACACUCAUGUCGAAUAUUAGCCCCUUCUUCGUUGGUUCUUAUUCUAAAAAAUAUCGAAUAUACUUACAUCGAUAUAUAUUAUCUUGAUUGAUAAAAAUGUAGUAAUGCAAUAAUAAUACAAUAUACAAUUAUUAUUAUUAUAUGUAUAUUUAUAAUAAUAUUUACGUAUUUAAUUUAUCUGACAGGAUAUAAAAUACUUGAAUGUCUUAAAAUAUCUAUGGCAAAUAAAAAUAUUCAUUAUAUAUUUUAUCUUUUUUUAGAUAUUUAAAGAUUUUUUAUCAAGCUUCAAGGCACAAUUUAAUUAUUUUGUUUAAAAAUAAUUUUUUAUAUGAAUAAUUAUUUUGGCACAGUAUAUAUAUAAGUGUGUGAUACUUAUUUUAAAUAUUAUUAAAUAGUUUAAAUAUCUGCAGCGCAUAAAAUUUUAACGUUUAUAUUGGCACGCUGGUUCAAAAGCUAAAAAUUUUUUUGUUGAUUUAAAAUUUUAAAUUACCGACAAAUUUAGGAGAAGAUUGAAAGAGAAAGCUAAGAGCCGUUUAAACCGCGUGGGAUUUUAAAAUCCAGAGAAGGUUCAUUCUGUUUAUAUGAAGAUUUAAAAAUAAUAUCAACAAUGAAUGAAAAUCUUCAGGUAAAAAAUAUGUACUGUGACAAAUUUUAUUGGUAUUAAAUUUACCACUUUAUUUUUAAAUAGAAAUUGAUGCUCAUUAUUACCGUGAAAUAAAAAUGACAAGUUGGCGGACAUCAGACGAUUUCUAAAAUUUUUUCAACAAAAAUAUUAAAAUAUGGACUUGGAAAAUUCUAAAAUCAGUAUAUGCAUUUUUUAAAUUUUAUCAAUUUGACUGUUUAAUUUUUUUACACGUAAUUUAAAAAUUGUCUCAUGUCCGCUAAAUUUACACUCACGAAAUAAAAUUGUAUAAACAAUCGGGUUGGUAACAAACAUAAUAAUGUUGUAUUUAGAGAAUAUUAAUAAUAAAUUAAUGGGUAUUAUUAAAACAUUGGGCGACGUUUGAAUUUUAUCCAGCAAAAUUGAACGUCGGUACUGGUGUAUAAUAACCAGCGUGCCAAUAUAAACUCCCAAAAAUAUCUCGUACUGAGCAUCAACAAAAUUUUCGUUACCAUUCAAUUCAAGGUUUUUCUUUACACGCGCAGUAAAUUAAUAAUAUUAUUACUACUAUAAACUAAAGUUAAUAUUUAAUAUUUUUGAUAUUUACAUACAAAAAAAAAAAAAAGAAAAGAAAA